AUAUUAUAUUCCAUGUAUAAUUAUUAUAAAAUAUUGGCUAUAUUCGUGUUGUACCAUAUAUCCUUAUAGCUUAUUUAUUUUAUAGAUCAAUAUUUCGUACCUCUUAAUCCCCUCUCCCAUCUUGCCCCACCCCCCUUCUCUUGGUUAUCUUGAUUUUUAAAACCCAGUUUCUGAACUUCCCUGGUGGGCUAGUAGUUAAGACUCUGAGCUUCCAGUGCAGGGGCACCGGUUCGAUCCCUGGUCUCAGGGAAGGUCCCUGGAUCCUAUGGGAUGCACCAUGUGGCAAAAGAAAAAAAACAAUUAAUAGAUAAAAAACAAGUAAUUAAAAAAAAAACAAACAGUUCCUCCUGUGAUGCUUUUUUUCUCUCUAGCAUGAGGAUGAGCUUUGGGUUAACUUUCAAAAGGACAGCAAAAGUCCACUGGAGGGCAAACUUCAGCCAGCAGUGCUCACUCAGAUCCACUGGGUUAUUUGUGCCACCAAGUCCUCCUCUGGACCCUGAGAAGGUCAAAGAGUUACAACGCUUCAUCACCCUUUCCAAGAGGCUCCUAGUAAUGACCGGGGCAGGAAUCUCUACCGAGUCAGGGAUCCCAGACUACAGGUCAGAAAAGGUGGGACUUUAUGCCCGCACAGACCGGAGGCCUAUCCAGCAUGGGGAUUUUGUACGGAGCGCUCCCGUCCGCCAGCGGUACUGGGCUAGAAACUUUGUGGGCUGGCCUCAGUUCUCCUCCCACCAGCCUAACCCUGCACACUGGGCUCUGAGCAACUGGGAGAGACUCGGAAAGCUGCACUGGUUGGUGACCCAAAACGUGGAUGCCUUGCAUACCAAGGCGGGGAGUCAGCGCCUAACAGAACUGCACGGAUGCAUGCACAGGGUCCUCUGCUUGGAUUGUGGGGAGCAGACUCCUCGUGGGGUGCUGCAGGAGCAGUUCCAAGUCCUGAACCCAACCUGGAGUGCCGAGGCCCACGGCCUGGCUCCCGACGGCGAUGUCUUUCUCACCGAGGAGGAGGUACAGAGCUUCCAGGUCCCGUCCUGCUCUCGAUGUGGGGGCCCCCUGAAACCAGACGUCGUCUUCUUCGGGGACACGGUGAAGCCUGACAAGGUUGAUUUUGUGCACAAGAGGGUGAAAGAAGCCGACUCCCUCCUGGUGGUGGGAUCAUCCUUGCAGGUGUACUCAGGUUACAGGUUCAUCCUCACUGCCCAAGAGAAGAAGCUGCCCAUCGCGAUACUGAACAUUGGGCCCACGCGGUCCGAUGACCUGGCAUCUCUGAAACUGGAUUCUCGUUGUGGAGAGUUGCUGCCUUUAAUAGACCCACGCUGACCACAGCCUGAUGUUCUGGAGCUGGAAACUGGGGCUUUCACUUUAAUUCUGCUGCUAAGGGCAAGAGGGGUUCACUAGUUGUGGCAUGGGCUUAGUUGCCCUUCACCACGUGGAAUCUUCCAGGACCAGGGAUUGAACCCCUGUUCCCUGCAUUGGUAGACGGAUUCUUAACCACUGAACCAACAAGGAAGUCUUGAUACCUAAGGAUCCAUCCCGGCUUCCUCUAUCUGACCGAGGCUUACCAACUGUAGCCUGCAGAGGGCGGCAAAGCAACAUCUCUCUGCAGGACCAUUUCUGAACCCAGCAGGUUUCAGAGCUCAGGAGUUAAAAUCUUCGGGCUGAUGAGAUUUACCCCAUAAGAUGGACUUACAGUUUCUUUUGAUAGGAAAACUGCUUUUUAAAAAUCUCAUUAGGCAGAAGAAAGAGCCCAGGAAAUAUGUAAACCAGAAUGACCUCCGGAGUGCUAACUUAGGGAUCUCACUAAUAUCCUAAGUAAGGGGGUCCGGGGAAGGAAAUGACUUAAUUUCUAAUUCUAAAUGGUUAAAUAUAUUUAAGUGAAUCAUUUUGAUAUACAUUUUUUUUUUUUUUUUCAAAAAAGUGAUGAGCAAUAAUAUGAAUUAAUUUUUUACUAACCAAGGAAUAAAUGAAACAUUUUUAAAAUA
Bubalus bubalis (water buffalo) is the source of this 1982-nucleotide messenger RNA. It is a transcript of the gene SIRT4, whose product is annotated as sirtuin 4. The transcript has 5 exons. NCBI's taxonomy places the organism in Eukaryota, Metazoa, Chordata, Mammalia, Artiodactyla, Bovidae. The record is from RefSeq and is a predicted model, not a curated record. Gene Ontology annotation, molecular function: NAD+ binding; NAD-dependent protein lysine deacetylase activity. Bases 271 to 1320 code for a protein of 349 amino acids.